AGUGGGAUCAUCUCCUCCGUCCUGACAUUCAACUACUUCCAUGAAUACUUCGGGUUCAACGAGGAUACCAAUCUUGCGGGAGCGGUGGUGUCGACUUUCACUGGCGGGUGUUUCUUCGGGGCUGCAGCUGCUGGAUGGAUGAACGAUAGAAUCGGUCGGAAACGCACCAUCCAAAUCGGAGCAAGUUGUGCUCUAUGGGGUUGUUCCAUGCAAGCAGGCGCCAACAACUUCGCCUGUUUGCUCAUUGGGAGAAUAGUAGCAGGAGUAGCGAUUGGGAUAUUAUCUAUGACAGUUCCUCUGUACAACACUGAGAUUGCUCCACCCAAAAUCCGAGGCUUUAUCGUUGGAUUGGCGCAGCAGCUGAUUGGAGUAGGGUUCAUUGUGGCUAACUGGGUCGGUUAUGGGUGCCAAUAUCUGGAUAGUAAUACACAGUGGAGAUUACCACUGGGACUUCAGCUUGUACCCGCCUUUCUACUCCUAGUGGGAACACAAUUCCUACCAUUCAGCCCUCGUUGGCUUCUUGAAGUUGGUCGUGACGAAGAAGCACGACAGGUCGUGUAUAGAUUGCACGGAACCCAAACCCCGGAAUCUCUACAGGCUGCAGAGGACGAGUUCCUAGAGAUGCAAGAGAAGAUAAAGGCAGAGUCACUCACUCGUAGCAGCAGAAUCGCCGAUUUGUUUGCCACACCAGCAACGAGGAAGAGGUCUCUUGUUGCGUGUGGCGUACAAAUAUUUGGGCAGUUUACCGGGAUCAAUGUGAUCAACUACUUCGGCCCACAGAUGUACCAGACAUUAGGUCUGGAUGCCGGGAAGACCCUCCUAGUUCAGGGCAUAUAUGGGGCCGUUGGUCCUAUAACUAAUUUCUUCUUCAUUGUCUUCGUCUUGGACCGUGUCGGUCGGAAGAAGCCCUUGCUACUAGGAGCUGGUACCUUCGUCAUCACGUUCUCUAUACUGAGUGCCAUAGUCGCAUCCUUCCCGCCUGGAGAGGGUACUACCAAUUAUGCCGCACAAAGAGCUGGUAUUGCCAUGAUAUUCCUCACUAGUAUAUUCUUUUCCUUGAGCUUUGGCCCCGUAAGCUGGGUGCUAGCAUCUGAAGUUUUCCCGACGCCUAUCCGCUCGGUCGGGACGAGCGUCGCUACAUGCUGUAACUGGGCCUUCAAUGUACUCUUCUCCCAAGUUUCGCCCAUCGCAAUGAAGAAUGUUGGUUGGAAAUUCUACAUACUCUUCGUAUGCCUCAAUGCUUUCGAUUUCCUUGUGAUUCUGUUUUUCUUCCCGGAGACCAAAGGCAAAACCUUAGAAGAAAUGGCAGUCGUGUUUGGAGACGACAUUGAUGCCCGACAGGUCCUAGACGAACACAAGUUUCCGGAUGAAAUCCGUGAUAAGCAUGAAAUCCUGCACGCAUGA
This is a messenger RNA of Gloeophyllum trabeum ATCC 11539, 1404 nucleotides long. RefSeq names its product general substrate transporter. Bases 139 to 1404 code for a protein of 421 amino acids. Lineage: Eukaryota; Fungi; Basidiomycota; Agaricomycetes; Gloeophyllales; Gloeophyllaceae. The record is from RefSeq and is a predicted model, not a curated record. Gene Ontology annotation, molecular function: carbohydrate:proton symporter activity. Gene Ontology annotation, biological process: transmembrane transport; carbohydrate transport. Gene Ontology annotation, cellular component: membrane. The transcript is spliced from 13 exons.